Miscanthus lutarioriparius is the source of this 381-nucleotide messenger RNA. The record is from the annotation of a GenBank genome assembly. Lineage: Eukaryota; Viridiplantae; Streptophyta; Magnoliopsida; Poales; Poaceae.
AUGGCGGGUAUGGAGGAGUUGCUGACGCUGCUGUUCAACGCGCUGCUGCUGGUGUUCGUGGUGAAGCUCUUGCUGGCCUUGUUCAACACCAAGAUCAUCGUCAUCCUCCUCUACAUACUCGUCCUCCUCUUCGCCAUGCUCCUCUCCGGCAGAUUCCCCGUAAUAAUGGGGAAAAAGAGGAGGAGGAAGAGGAAAAGGAACAACGCCGCCAAUGGAAGGGCUCAAAGGAAAGGAAAGGAAAGGCUCUUCCUUUCCCCUCCCAGAGAAACCAAGCCCCGGACCGGAAGGGAGGCGGAGACCUUGCUCCCUGUCCCACCCUUUGUGCCCGCCUCUACUGCCCUUCCCGUUGCACAGCACAGCACAGCACAGCCACCGUGUUGA